AUGUCCGACGACUUUGCUACAGAGGCGUUUGCGCUUCUGGGCGUGGGGCUUGGAGUCAUCGCUUUGCGGACGUAUGCGCGAAUUAGCGCCGUCGGCAUAAAGCAUCUGCAGGCGGAUGACUACCUGAUGCUUCUUGUUGCAUGCACAUAUUCAGCCGAGACUGCUCUCGCAUAUAGCGUCGGAGCAUACUGGCAAGGGCUUGCCAACAAUGGCAUGACGGACGAACAGAGGAGAAAUCUAGAUCCCAAUAGCGAAGAGUACAGGAUAAGCUGUUUGGUGCUCUGGCCCGCGAAAGCCGCAAUGUGCACCUUUUUCCUUCGCCUUACGGAAGGACUUCACAACUUCCAAAAGCGAAUCUACGGAGGUUUCGCACUGAUUGUGAUUACAUGGCUCACGGUGUUCUUCUCAAUAAUCUUCAGCUGCUUUCCGACGCACAAGAAUUGGCAAAUCUACCCCGACCCAGGGAAUACAUGUCAACCUGCGAUUUCCAAGGUCAACAUUCUCGUCACCGUCGUCUUGAACGUUUUGACCGAUCUAUAUCUUAUGAGCAUCCCGAUCCCGAUGCUGUGGUUCUCAAAGUUGCCCCUGAGGAAGAAGCUGGGACUGAUUGUACUAUUUUCGGGAGGAAUCUUUGUGACGAUGGCAGGAAUCUUGCGCUGCGUCCUCAUUAUAUCGGACCCCGUCAAUGGCGCUUCACAAGCAGGAUCGUGGGCCGUUCGCGAGACUUUCGUCGCGGUUGUCACUACCAACGUUCCCAUGAUCUUUCCCCUCAUCCGCAGGUGGUUUAGCCCCAUUUUUGGCACAGUCGUCAGCACCCUACCUCUCAGCAACACGAACAACAAGUACGGCUCAAAAGGACCCAAUUUGCCUCAACCCGGAAGCAUCAAGCUCGACGACGUACCGGAUAGCAAGAACCGCAAAAAGGGACGACAGCCGUUCAGCCAGUACCCAAUCACCGAGAUCACCGGAACAGGGAGUGAGGAGCAUCUGAAUCAGCCGCGGAAUAUCCCACCAAUGCCAACAUCUGGAGGGAUCAGCAAGAACGUGGAGAUUACUAUUGAAGAGUCCAAGAGGGAUAGCAGAAGAGAACUGGAUAAUAGAUCGGAGGAUAGUCUUGAGAGGGGGGAUGCGUAUUUCACGGUUGACGUCAACGGCGGUGGGGACAGGGGAAAUG
This is a messenger RNA of Colletotrichum chrysophilum, 1174 nucleotides long. RefSeq lists its product as uncharacterized. The transcript is spliced from 6 exons. The record is from RefSeq and is a predicted model, not a curated record. Lineage: Eukaryota; Fungi; Ascomycota; Sordariomycetes; Glomerellales; Glomerellaceae. The annotation marks the transcript as partial.